Molecule: messenger RNA, 6623 nt
Organism: Chilo suppressalis (striped riceborer)
Lineage: Eukaryota; Metazoa; Arthropoda; Insecta; Lepidoptera; Crambidae
Source: the annotation of a GenBank genome assembly
GUAAAAAUUCAAAAAAUUCAAAAUUCAAUAUCGUUUAUUCAGUCUAGGCUGUUACAAGCACUUGUGAAUGUCGAAAAGCUACGCCAUCGGUUCGCAAAACUACGGCGGGAGACCUUGUACUGAGAAGAACCGGCAAGAAACUCAGCAAGGGCUGCUUUUUUCUCCCUGUUUUAUUUCAUACAGUGUCGUCCAAUUGAAAGUUGACAUCAAACUUGCAAACAUGUGUUGAGGUCAACUUCCAUCACAUAAUGUCAAAUAUGUAACAAUCAAUGAAUUUACUAACAAUAAGUGCAAAGAUAAGUCCCAAAAUAGUAAGAAACAAUUUUCAAAAUAAAAUGAACAAGUAUAUGAAAGGGAGUAAGUGCAAGGUUCUCUUCAAAACUCUUUCUAUAGCUGGGAGCCUUAGUUUUAAUAUAACUUUUGAAAAAUUAUCUACAAGUAAAAUUACAACCAGGCCGUUUUAUCAUUCAAAUAUUGAUUGACAGUAUAAUAUCCUUUCUUAAGUAAACAAUUCUUAAUGUGUAUUUUAAAUUUAUGAGGAGGCAAAUCAAGGAUAUCAAUAGGAAUCUUAUUAUAGAAAUGUAUACCUUGACCCAUAAAUGAUUUAUGAACCUUCUGUAACCCUGAAUCCCACCCCCAGCACGAUCCCCUCGAGAUGUAUAGUCACGAUCACACCUAUAUACACUAUACCUAACAUCAAAAAGCUCAGCAUCAAAAAUUCCAGGCAAGAGCCAAGUUUCUGUUAAGCAUAUUAUGUCAUAAUUGUUAGUCAUAAAGUUUCGAAUAAAAGUGUUCGUCUUGGUACGAAGACCGCGUACGUUCUGAUAAUAGAUCAUGAGAUUAUUGAUAUAAGCCAUUUAAAAUAGAGGAAAUUAAAAUUAACAUCAUUGAAUUAACGCUGAUAUAAAACAGAAAACCUAUGCGCAACUCGAGAGACCAGAUACCCCCGCCAAUCGACAAAUAUACAAUAAGAUUCAGUGUUCCCUAAAAAUAAGUCAAUAUGAAUACAGUCAAAGUACAAUAUAGAAGAGCAAGAUCAUCCGCGAUAGUAAACAAAAUACAGUUUAAAAAUAAUUUGAUAAAUAAUAAUUUAGUGGACAAAUUAAUAAACAACACAAACAGCGAGGCAAUACUUAUUUUAUCUUGUUUAAAUCUCUGACACAAGAAACAUGUAUAAUUGGACUAGUAGCCGAUCUAGCGAUAAUGGGGCAGUUCCUCACCCAUACGUACUUAUAAUUCAUUUCUUUGGCCUGUGAGGUGAUCAUUGAAAUAAAUAUUGGUAUUGUUACCCGUAAAUCCAAUAUCACAGGCCUUCAAUUUAAGUUUUCUUAAAUGGGACAAAAAGUCAUCCUUCUUAUAGCGUGCCAGGAAUUUAACUACAAUUGGCUUUAUUUGUUUAUUAUUAUCAUCCUUAGUUUUUGGAGCUACUCUGGUCACAAAAUCGAUAUCUGUAAAUCGAUAUCGAAAUCCAAAUAGUAUUUGAAAAACAUUCCUAACACUUCUGUCCAAAUAUUAACAGUGCAUACAUGUGGAACUUUUGCACCUCUUAGACCAAUAUUUCAAUUGUGAUGAACUAGCACAGAUGUAAACAAUGGCAGUGCAAACAGAAACAGGAGCGGAAAACCAGCAGACAUACCCAGGUGGGAGAAUUCUAUCAUCUUUAAAAUUAGCGCAAACAAAACGUCAAUCCUUUCAUUGAUCACAUGCGUGACUGUUUUGCUGUGACUGGCAUGCCACGCCGCAUAUGACUAAUGAACAGAUCGCCGUUUUGUUUUCCCUUACAAACAUUGUGUUAUAGCGCAGCGCUACCUAUCAGAUAGAGUUGUAAGAUAAGUAGUUGUUUUUCAACUUUAAUAUUAUUUCUACUGUAAGAACCUUCUACAACUUAUUGGGAAUGUAAUCUGUAAAGGCGUUCUCAAUUUAUGGCGUGACCAAGGGGAAUAGGGAUUUGUUUUUAUAUAUAAAAAUAUAUAGAUAUAGAACGUAGCUACAUCUGAACAAGAAAAUGCUUGCCAAGUUACUAUUCAUAGUUAGCCGAUGUUGCUCUGGCAUAAAUCAUGUAAAAAGUGUUUGUUAUGUAAAACAAAAAACGACAUCAUAAAACACUUCUCAAUUCUCUUACGGCCAGUUUCAUUUAUCAACCUCUAGUAAAAGGUAACGAUAAUGUAGUUCCGUUUCUUGGCGACAGUUGUAAUUAUUAUCUUAGUGGGUAAUAAAAAUAUCAAGGUAACAAAGUUCAAACUUCAAACAAAGUUUUAAUAGGCCUGUCUCUUACUGGAGUUAUAAUAUAAUUGAACUGGGCUAUAAGUGCAUUUGAAAAAAAUGAGGUACAAGUAACAUCUGGUCGCAGUACCGUGCAUUUUUUGUUUUUUCAACACACACCAAUUAGCCUAGCCCCAAAGUAAGCACUGUAAGGCUUGUGUUAUGGGAUGCUAGGGUAAUGGAUAGAAUACAUAUACAGUACAUAUACAAGUAUAUUAAUAUAGAAAUACAUAUUAAACAUCGAUUACUGGAGAACAAAUGCUCGUAUUCAUCACACAAACAUCUGCCCCCACCGGACUUUGAACACGGGACCUCUCGAGUCGGCGACAGCCAUGAAACCCGGCGUACAAACCAAUCGGCCACGGAGGUCGUCAGAUUUCUUAGAGAUCUGAAAAUCUACCUAUCACUUGCGUGUUUUUUUUAAAGUUAAAGCUGUAGCAGAUGAUCUUUACAGCGUCACCGGGUUUUGGGGGCGGCCAGAUCCUAAAGGGACCUCAAGCCAUGAAUUGACGAGUGCCUCUAGAGGUAUUCCAUGCGGAUGACAUCUCCCCUCGGGGGGAACUCCUCUCCAUCUGGACCUCUCUAACCUGAAAGGUCUUGGGUGGUGAAAAAGCAGUACUAUUUCACUGUGGUGGAUAGAUUUUUACUGUGCGUACAUAAGAUGUAUCAAUAGUGUGUGUACGGAAAAGUAACAUUUGGCGAAUUCAAUGUUUCUUUCACUUGAAGUCCCAGCAUGGGAGAAAAGGGGCUAAAUAAAGCACAAAAUAAGAUGAUUGACAACAAAGGUACAACAUAAUAGUUAAACAUAAAACAGUUUUAAUGCCCCAAGGAAUUGAACAGGUAGGUAAUAAUGUUCGAUCAGCACGGAUAGAUCUAUUUUAAGAUAAGAAGAGAGGAACUAGUUGAUUCAACUGAAAUAGCCUCGAUCGCGUUGGAAGAUUGAGGUGGGCAAAUUGAAUGAUUGCCACAAGAAAACAACGGUCCUUACAUUAAGAUGACCAUUGGACGCUAAUUUAGAGGGGACGCGUUAACUUUUUGAUCUUGAAGUCUUCCAGUUAGUAACCAGAAUUAGCCUGGAUAAGGUGUCACCCAUUACGAGUAAAGUUAAAGUGGCACAAAAUUGUAUCCCUUCAUAGUUAUAAAGGCAUCUGUUGAAGUACAAGCUUUAAAUAGUAAGAAAAAUGACUGCCGACUCUAUAUUAGACGUGUCCGAGUUCAGGAUUUCGAAACAACAGUUUACUUAUUAUGAUUACGGUGUAUUUGUGGUGAUGCUCGUCGUGUGUGGAGGCAUCGGCGUGUUCUUUGGUUUUGUGAAGAAACAAAAAUCCACACAAGACUACUUGAUGGGCGGGAGAAAUAUGAAAUUAGUGCCCGUAUGUUUUUCAUUAGUCGCAAGUUUUAUUUCAGGUAUAUCUCUUCUGGGCACUCCGACAGAACUAUACGUUUACGGCACAUCGUACAUGUUCUUCCUGAUUGGAGCUCUUUUGAUGUCAUUUGUGCUAUUCCAUUCGUUUUUGCCGGUUCUACACGAAUUACGACUGACAUCAGCAUAUGAGUACCUUGAACUGCGGUAUGAUAAAAGAGUAAGAGUUUUUGGCUCUUUGAUUUUCAGUGUUUAUCUGAUCGCCUGGCUGCCUAUAGUGAUAUAUGUACCAGCCUUAGCUUUUAAUCAAGUGACUGGAGUGAAUAUUCACAUUGUCACUCCUAUAGUUUGUUUCGUGUGCAUAUUUUACACUACUUUGGGUGGUCUAAAAGCUGUUGUGUGGACCGACGUCAUACAAACUUUAAUAAUGAUAGGUGCAAUAAUCUUGGUCAUCAUCAAAGGCACAAUUAAUGUUGGCGGCUUCAAAGAAGUUAUGAGGAGAAAUUGGGAUACAGGCAGAAUUGAAUUUCCUUCGUUGACUUUGGAUUUCACCGAGCGGCAUUCAAUUUUAUCGGUCUCUCUAGGCUCUUCAUUCUAUUGGAUAGGAAAUAUAGCAGUAAACCAAUCGAUGAUGCAGAGAUUUUUAUCUUUAACCGAUCUGAAAUCAUCAAAAAGAGCAGUAUGGGGAUUUCUAGGUGGAGUGACUUUCAUCGUAUUUAUAUGUGCAUACUGCGGUCUUUUGGCAUUCGCCACGUACUACGAAUGCGACCCCUUGGACUCCAAGCUGACUCUGGCCAAAGACCAGCUACUUCCCCUGCUGGUUAUGGACAUUCUGUCAGAAUGGAAAGGAAUGCCGGGAAUAUUUGUCACUGGUGUAUUCAGCGCUGCUCUGAGCUCCCUGUCAACUGGUCUUAACUCCAUGGCAGCAGUGGUUCUAGAAGAUUUCUGGAAGCCUUUCUUCAGAAAGCUCACUCAUAAGCAAACUCAAAUACUGAUGCGUGCCGUAGUCGUUAUUUUGGGUGUAAUUUGUGUCGCCCUGGUGUUCGUAGUAGAAAUGUUGGGUUCCGUAUUGCAGUUGACGAUGAGCCUUUCGUCAGCUUCCAUGGGCCCACUCGCUGGGGUGUUCCUAAUGGGCAUAUUUUUACCGUUUAUAAACUCUCAGAAUGCGCUUAUCGGUGGUAUACUUGGGCUCUCCUCGUCGUGGUAUCUGGCGGCGCAGUCUCAAGUGGCACAAGCGCGGGGUUCUCUGAGAUUUGUCGAGAAACCCCGCUUCACUCUCAACUGUACUUACGCUUUUGAACAGGCUAUCCACGCCGAUGAAUCCUCAAAUAGUGAGGUUCCUUAUUUGUAUCGCCUCUCCUACCUUUGGUUUACCGCGUUCGGUUGCAUCAUCACCGUGGUUGCAGCCUGCCUCAUCAGUAUUGUGAAUUCUCAAAAGCCUGUGCAAGAUGAAAGGCUAUACGCACCCGUAGUUAGAAACUGGCUAGCGAAACGGAAACGGGUGCAGGAUAUAAAGUUAAAUAAUAAACCUCAGUGAUGGCACUUCAUAAUACUUUAUUAAGUUUAAUGUCGUACUUACAAGGCGUGGCAAGAUGAAAUCAAGUUAUUUUAAAGGUAUCCAAGAUUGAAGAUAUGUCAUCAAUACGGAUAAUUUCUCCCUGUGUUCACUCGGAAUAUACCAGACCUAUGGAUAAAAAAGAUAUUGUAUUAAAAAUUAUGUGUAGUAAAAUAAUAAUAGUUUUUGUGUUUUUGUACAUACUUUUUUACAGUUUACUCAAAUUUAGAAUGUUUGAAAUUUUAACGCACUAAGCACUUUGUACAGUGUUUUAGGUGGGUCUUCACAUAGAUAAUUGAUGCUAAGUGGCUCAAAAAGUAAAUAAAUCCGUCACUAUCAUCGUGCGGCAUCACAGAACGAUAAUAUUUACAUUAUUAUAACUAAGGUAAAAAUACGCUACGCCUCCUUUUUUCUAUAAUGUAAGCACCUACACCCCACAUUUUAUUUUUUCUGAACAAUGCCCUUAAUCGAUAAGAAGAAUGAUGAAAUUAAUGGUUAUCUACAAUUACAAGUAACUUUUAAGUUUGACUAAAUUUGAUGCUGACACUCUCUUCAUAGGACUUUAAGUGCAGUGAAUGCAUUAUAAAAAUAGUUUUUCCACUUUUUUCAUUUCUAUCUUCACAUCUUUUUUAUUGAUCCGAUUGAAAAUAUAUUCUAAAAUGAAACAUUAUGAUAGUACAUACAUAUUACAGUUAUUUAUGUUAUUUAGUUGCAAGCGCCAUGAUCACGGAGUAACUCACUACUACGGAGUUACUCCGUGAUUAUGGCGCCUGCAGUGCCGUAAUAUCGAAGCUAAAAGCAAGGUACAUGGUAGCAAUUAAUUAAUAUAAAUUACUGUAAUGUAAGUGACCAUAAAAUAGUAUAAAUAGUAAACAAAAAAUAUAACUUACUCAAACUUAUCCAAGUCGCCGUUACCCAUUGGGACUAAAUCGCCACUGCAUCUGUUCCGGGUAGCAUCCCUGUGCGUGUUGCAUCGGUUCGCGUGCAAAUGUCUGUUCCUCACCGACGAAGCCAUGUACGAGAUGGCUUUGUCAUGCGAGCAGGAGUUGAGGAAGCAGCCGGGCAUGCUGCCGCCGCCGUUCGGGUAGAAGUCGGCGUCGCCGAGGGGGUUCGUGUACCCCAAGAAGUCUGUGUUGGGUACGGCCACAGGGCACGCUGGUUCAGAAUCAGAUUCAGACACGGAAAACAGGCUCAUGAGAUGUCAGCUUGAGGAAAGCAGGUGAUGGCCGCAGUGGAGGCAGAUAAUACAAGACGUGGACGCGAGACGUGCGAUCGUAACAAUUUAAAGCUAAUAUUUUUUUUACAAACGCAAUCAUUUCAUGGAAUGAUUGGAUAUCUAAAAAAGAUAUGUAGGUAUGUGCUGCCUAAUUUAAUUUAUGUUUACAUUUUAUGCUAUACUUUCUGUAAUAAUCAGUACGACGCAAUACGCGUUUUAGAAUAUAA